Mixia osmundae IAM 14324 is the source of this 177-nucleotide messenger RNA. RefSeq lists its product as uncharacterized. Bases 1 to 177 code for a protein of 58 amino acids. The record is from RefSeq and is a predicted model, not a curated record. NCBI's taxonomy places the organism in Eukaryota, Fungi, Basidiomycota, Mixiomycetes, Mixiales, Mixiaceae. The transcript is spliced from 3 exons.
AUGACGCCGAGCGCGCCUAUAAUCACUCGUAGAGGCUCUGCGGCAUGGGAAUUGCCUCUUUGCGCGACCUCCUCGCUCUCCUAUUACUGUUUGCUCCUCAGGCGCAACUCGGACGAUGGAGUACCAACUCGACACGAUGCAAUCAAGAGAGUGAGAUUGUGCAAUGCAAGAUGCUAG